AUUUUGGGAAUAACGUACAAUUUAAAUAAAUGUUUUUAAUAAAUACAAAAACAAAUUUUGAAAAAAACUAGAACGAAAUAUCAGUCACAGUUAUUAGAGUAAGAGAGAGAGAGAGUGGUCGUGAGGAAGAGGAAGAAGAAGAAGGAGAAGAAGAAGAAGAAGAAGAAGAUGCCAAGCAGCAGGUUUUCGGGUACCCUUUCUGGGCCCAAGGUUGGUGUAUUCAUUGACAUGGGCAAUCCUUUUCUCAAUCUCACCGUUGACGGCUUCUUGAAGAUCGGAACUGUUGCGGCUACUAGAGCCGUUGCUGAGGAUGCGUAUCACAUCGUCAAGAAAGGAAGUGUGUCCAGACACAAUUUUGAACGUACGUUGAAGAAAAUGUGUAAAGAAGGCGCAUAUUGGGGAACUGUAGCCGGAGUGUAUGUUGGAAUGGAGUAUGGUAUGGAAAGAAUCCGUGGUACCAGAGAUUGGAAGAAUGCAAUGAUUGGGGGUGCUUUAACAGGAGCUAUUGUAUCUGCAGCAAGCAAUAACGACAGGGACAAAGUUCUGAUUGAUGCCAUUACAGGAGGUGCCGUUGCAACUGCUGCAGAAUUUCUCAAUUAUGUCACCUGAACAAACGGAACUGAUAUCUACAUCAACUCUUUGUAGAUUGUGAUGAACGAUGUACUUUGUUUCUUAUGGUGUUUUCUUGAAGUGCUAGUCAGAUUGUAUGAAUAACUGAAUGUGUUUUCUUUACUUAUUCAGUACCAAAAUUAUAUAUAUAUAUAUAUAUAUAUAUGCACUCUCUUGAUUUUGAAUAUCAUUUAAAUUAUUCAUUGGACUUUUAACA
This is a messenger RNA of Ziziphus jujuba (common jujube), 826 nucleotides long. Its product is annotated as outer envelope pore protein 16, chloroplastic. Gene Ontology annotation, cellular component: chloroplast outer membrane. Lineage: Eukaryota; Viridiplantae; Streptophyta; Magnoliopsida; Rosales; Rhamnaceae. Bases 169 to 609 code for a protein of 146 amino acids. The transcript has 6 exons. Gene Ontology annotation, biological process: protein import into chloroplast stroma. Gene Ontology annotation, molecular function: amino acid transmembrane transporter activity. The record is from RefSeq and is a predicted model, not a curated record.